CCUCCUGCCUAAGCCCGCGGCCCAAUCAGCGGGCGCCCCCCACCCGGCCCGCCCCCUCCCCCUCUGGUGACAGAAAGUCGGCCCAGCAGAUGAGGAAGUGGCAGGCAGCCUGGCCCUGGGGACACCUCUCUGGCCCUGCUCCUAACGAGCCCUCCACGACUGCCCGCCUGGCCCCCACUGAGUCCUUAGCCAGGAUGGAGGCUGUUGUGAACUUGUACCAGGAGAUGAUGAAGCACGCAGAUCCCCGGAUCCAGGGCUACCCUCUGAUGGGGUCCCCCCUGCUAAUGACCUCUGUCCUCCUGACCUACGUAUACUUCGUUCUUUCACUUGGGCCUCGCAUCAUGGCCAAUCGGAAGCCCUUCCAGCUCCGCAGCUUCAUGGUUGUCUACAACUUCUCACUGGUGGCAUUUUCCCUCUACAUCGUCUAUGAGUUCCUGAUGUCUGGCUGGCUGAGUACCUACACCUGGCGCUGCGACCCAGUGGACUUUUCCAACAACCCGGAGGCACUGAGGAUGGUUCGAGUGGCCUGGCUCUUCCUGUUCUCCAAGUUCAUUGAGCUGAUGGACACGGUGAUCUUUAUUCUCCGGAAGAAAGAUGGACAGGUGACCUUCCUACAUGUCUUCCACCACUCAGUGCUUCCCUGGAGCUGGUGGUGGGGGGUAAAAUUUGCCCCAGGAGGAAUGGGCUCUUUCCACGCCAUGAUCAACUCCUCUGUGCACGUCAUCAUGUACCUGUACUAUGGAUUGUCUGCCCUUGGCCCUGUGGCUCAGCCCUACCUUUGGUGGAAAAAGCACAUGACAGCUGUCCAGCUGAUCCAGUUUGUCCUGGUCUCGCUGCACAUCUCCCAGUACUACUUCAUGCCCAGCUGUAACUACCAGUAUCCAAUCAUCAUCCACCUCAUCUGGAUGUACGGCACCAUCUUCUUCUUGCUCUUCUCCAAUUUCUGGUAUCAGUCUUACACCAAAGGCAAGCGGCUGCCCCGUGUACUUCAGCAAAAUGGAGCUCCAGGUACUGCCAAAGUCAAGGCUAACUAACUGAGAAGCAUGGCCUAGCUAGGCGCCCACCUAAGUGCCUCAGGACUGCACCUCGGGCAGCAUCAUCUGUCAUUGUCCUCCCCAGCUACACCUGUGACCAGGGCUUGUGUGGUCAGGACUGAGCAGGGGACAGGCCCCCUGCUCUCCACAGCUGGUCCACAGGGACCACUGCUUCCAUUCCUCCUCUUCUCCUGGCCAGCCCCAGGGACAUGGCCUCGUUGCCCUCUGCCACUCCAGAGCGAGGGGCCGAAAGGGCUGGACACUUAUUUCCCCCUCCCUGCCUUACACGUGGGAGAGGAGCACUCAGGGCUGGCCCCCACCAGGGUCUUGUGGCCUUUUUCCUCACACUGAAGAGGUCAGCAAUAAUCUGUCACUGUGGACCCAGGCUCCCUCCUUCUCCACCCCACACUGAAGUAGGAGCUUCUUGGCCAAAGGUCAGGGUGGUGGGGGCCUGGGAAUAAAGCCUGUGGAGGCUGCUCACUCCUUUAUGUCUUCAUUAAAAGUGACAGAGGAAA
Physeter macrocephalus (sperm whale) is the source of this 1549-nucleotide messenger RNA. RefSeq names its product ELOVL fatty acid elongase 1 (gene ELOVL1). NCBI's taxonomy places the organism in Eukaryota, Metazoa, Chordata, Mammalia, Artiodactyla, Physeteridae. The record is from RefSeq and is a predicted model, not a curated record. Gene Ontology annotation, biological process: fatty acid elongation, polyunsaturated fatty acid; sphingolipid biosynthetic process; fatty acid elongation, saturated fatty acid. Bases 90 to 1034 code for a protein of 314 amino acids. Gene Ontology annotation, molecular function: fatty acid elongase activity. The transcript has 8 exons. Gene Ontology annotation, cellular component: endoplasmic reticulum; endoplasmic reticulum membrane.